UUUAGUGCGAUUCGAUCGGAGGGACAACACUGCGUAAUAGCUGGUUGGCUUGUAGUGGCUGCGUGGUAGUUAUUACAGCAACGUCAACUGGGCAGGGUGGACAGCGAGAUCCCUUUGACCGUCAGCGGUCCUGAAGUUAGCCGUCGGUAAACUGUCUUCACCUAGAGCAAUGAGUUGCGAAUAGGACACGGAGAAUGUCGUUUAAGAAGGAGACGCCCCUCGCCAACGCAGUAUUUUGGGCAGCGCGGAAGGGAAACUUGGCUCUGCUUCAGCUGCUUCUCAAUAGUGGGCGCGUGGAUGCCGACUGCAAAGACUGUGUAUGGCUAACAGAGCAUUUAUGACAAGGCAAUGUGUCUCUCUCUGUUAUGGCACCACAGCCCUUAUGGUUGCCUCAUACAGCGGACACUAUGACUGUGCCCGGGAGCUCAUCAUGCAAGGAGCAGAUAUCAACUUGCAAAGAGAGACAGGUUCUACUGCACUCUUCUUUGCUGCCCAGCAGGGACACAAUGACAUUGUCAAGCUGCUGUUUGAGUUUGGGGCCUCCACAGAAUUCCGGACCAAGGAUGGUGGCACAGCCCUUUCUGCCGCUAGCCAGUAUGGCCACAGCAUAGUUGUCGAGACCUUACUGAAGAAUGGGGCAAAUGUCCAUGACCAGCUAAAUGACGGAGCCACCCCACUAUUCCUUGCUGCCCAACAAGGUCAUGUGACAGUUGUGCGUCAGCUGAUAUCAUCUGGAGCCAAAGUGAACCACCUGCGUGAGGAUGGCACUGCCCCCUUGUGGAUGGCAGCCCAGAUGGGCCACAGCGAGGUGGUGAAGGUCUUACUGCUGCGUGGAGCCGACCGCGACACGGACAGAAAGGAUGGUUCCACGGCCCUGUUCAAGGCUGCAUUUAAAGGACAUAAUCAAGUCAUUGAGGAGCUUCUGAAGUUCUCCCCCUCUCUGGGCCUUUUGAAGAAUGGUUCAACUGCUCUUCACGCAGCUGUCAUGGGGGGAAAUCCUAAGACUGUAUCACUUUUGCUGGAAGCAAAUGCGGAUCCAUCUUUACCAAAUAAUAAUAAUGAUUUCCCUGCUGAUCUUACUAAGAAUGACAGAAUCCUUUGGCUUCUACGACCAAACAUCGCCAAUGGAAGUUGAUGACCACUUUACCCUGGUCCUCAUGUUUGACCAUGGGUGUCCUAAGAAAUAAUGUACUUCCUGCCAGAGGUCAGAUAGCAAAGCAGUUUGGAUAUUCCAGUGAUAUUUAAGAGGAUAUAUUUUAUGGUGCUUGUUUGCAACUGAAGCUAUGAAUUAAAAAAAACUUGGUCUCUCAA
Alosa alosa (allis shad) is the source of this 1311-nucleotide messenger RNA. RefSeq names its product ankyrin repeat domain 29 (gene ankrd29). Gene Ontology annotation, molecular function: protein binding. NCBI's taxonomy places the organism in Eukaryota, Metazoa, Chordata, Actinopteri, Clupeiformes, Clupeidae. The transcript is spliced from 10 exons. The record is from RefSeq and is a predicted model, not a curated record. The coding region runs from base 320 to 1135 and encodes 271 amino acids. Gene Ontology annotation, cellular component: cytoplasm.